Messenger RNA from Nymphaea colorata (pocket water lily), 2602 nucleotides. RefSeq names its product phosphate transporter PHO1-like. The record is from RefSeq and is a predicted model, not a curated record. Gene Ontology annotation, biological process: phosphate ion transport; cellular response to phosphate starvation. The transcript is spliced from 14 exons. The coding region runs from base 71 to 2407 and encodes 778 amino acids. Gene Ontology annotation, cellular component: Golgi apparatus; cytoplasm; trans-Golgi network. Gene Ontology annotation, molecular function: inositol hexakisphosphate binding. NCBI's taxonomy places the organism in Eukaryota, Viridiplantae, Streptophyta, Magnoliopsida, Nymphaeales, Nymphaeaceae.
CUCCUCCAAACCCACCCUUGUCACCACCAUCACAAGCUUCCUCCUCCUCUCUCCCUCUUUUCGGAGGAAAAUGGUGAAGUUCUCAAAGGAGUUAGAGGCUCAGUUAAUUCCGGAAUGGAAAGACGCUUUUGUUAACUACUGGGCGCUCAAGAAGAACGUGAAGAGGAUCAAGCUUCUCCGGGAAUCGAAGAGCGCUCAUGACUAUAACAACGUAUCAACCGGCUUCUCCAUCUUCGACCCUUUCCGCUACAUGGGCGUCAAGAUUGCCGACAAGUUCUUCGGGAAGGCCGACGACGACGGCCCCAUAAUUCAGGUGAGGGAGGAUGAGGAGAGUUGGUAUCAAACGGACCUGGUGACCCUGUUCACGGAGGACGACGAGGUGAAGGAGUUCUUCGCCUGCUUGGACGAGCAACUCAACAAGGUGAACCAGUUCUACAAGUCCAAGGAGGCGGAGUUUCUGGAGAGGGGCCACAUACUCAACAAGCAGCUCCACGUCCUCCUCGACCUCAAGCGCGUGCUCCACGAUCGCCACCGGAAAGUCUCCUCCGCCAAGAGCGACGCCGGAAACUCCCUCUGCUCCAGCCCCCUCUCUCUCUACGGAUCAGAGUCUUCUGAAACAGACGAGCCCGGCAGCGACGGCUCACCGGCGGCCGGCGACCUGGUGGCGGCGCUGGAAGGGAACGGAAUGAGGGUGGUGGGAGCGGCGGCGAAGGUGAAGACCAAGAAGGAAGGGGUGAAGUGGGGGAAGGGGAAGAGCAGAAGCGGGUUGCGGAUCGAGUUGCCGGCGACGACUCCCACAAGGGCCAUCUCGGCGCUGGCUCAGGGGCUGUGGGAGGACGUCAUCAACGGGCCGUCCAGGAGGGAGGGUCCCGGUCAGGCGGUCAACCGGAAGAAGGUGCAGUGCGCAGAGAAGAUGAUCAGGGGAGCCUAUGUGGAGCUGUACAGAGGGCUCGGCCUGCUCAAGACUUACAGCUCCCUGAAUUUGGAGGCUUUCCGAAAGAUACUCAAGAAGUUCGAUAAGGUCUCGAAUCAGCAAGCUUCACCUACGUAUUUGAAGGCGGUUAAAUGCUCGUAUUUCAUAAGUUCGGACAAGGUGGCGAGGAUGGGGGACGAGGUGGAAUCGUUGUUCACCAAGCACUUCGCAGGGAACGACCGGAAGAGGGCGAUGAAGUUCUUGAGGCCUCAGAGUCAGAAGGGUUCUCACAUGGUCACCUUUUUGGUAGGUCUGUUCACAGGGUGCUUCCUGACGCUCUUCUGCCUUUAUGCCUUUCUGGCUCACCUCUCCGGCAUGUACUCCCCCUCUUCAUCCGAUUCCGGCUACAUGGAAACCGUCUACCCUGUUUUCAGCAUGUUUGCGUUGAUCAGCCUACACAUCUUCUUGUAUGGAGUGAACAUCUCUGCUUGGAGGAGAACGAGGAUCAACUACCGUUUCAUCUUCGAUUUCUCGCCCACGACCGCUCUCCGGCAGAGGGACGUCUUCCUCAUCUGCACCACGAUCAUGACACUUGUGGUCAGUGCCAUGGUGGCCCACCUCAUCCUCCGGACUAAUGGCUUCUCGCCGUAUAACGUCGAUGCCAUCCCCGGAGUUCUCUUCCUGAUAUUCACAGGCUUGCUCGUCUGUCCUCUCAACAUCUUUUACCGCUCAACCCGCUAUUACUUCCUGCGGGUCAUGCGCAACAUCGUUUUCUCCCCAUUCUACAAGGUAUUGAUGGUCGACUUCUUUAUGGCUGAUCAGCUUACCAGUCAGGUGCCAUUGCUCAGGCACAUGGAGUUCACCGCCUGCUAUUUCCUCGCCGGCAGCUUCAGAACCCACCACUACCAGACUUGUACUAGCAGCAAACUCUACAAGGAGCUGGCAUACGUUAUUUCUUUCAUGCCUUACUUCUGGCGUGCAAUGCAGUGUGCAAGAAGAUGGUUUGAUGAGGGUGACCUGAAGCACAUCGCCAACUUGGGCAAGUACGUGUCGGCCAUGGUAGCAGCAGGUGCGAGGCUAACCUACGGGAUGCAGCCCACCCCGGCAUGGCUGGCCCUCGUGGUGGUCACCUCGACCGUGGCGACUGUUUACCAGCUCUACUGGGACUUUGUCCAGGACUGGGGCCUGCUCAACCCCAGGUCCAAGAACCCAUGGCUAAGGGAUGACCUCGUUCUCAGACACAAAAGCCUUUAUUAUCUCGCCAUUGUCGUAAACUUUGUUCUCAGGCUUGUUUGGAUCGAAGCAGUCAUGCCCAUCAACACCGGUAAGGUCGAUCUUAGAGUGGUGGAAUUUGUUGUAGCAUCACUAGAGGUGAUUCGGCGCGGCCAUUGGAACUACUACAGGCUCGAGAAUGAACACUUGAACAACGUGGGCAAGUUCAGGGCUGUGAAGGCGGUGCCGCUUCCUUUCCAGGAGAUGGAUGAUGAUGAGUGAGUUUAUUUAAUGGAUUGAAGGCUAAGAGAAUUAAUUGCUCAUUGGGAGGGGGCAGGUUUUACAAGGAAAUUAAUCUGCAGAAAGUAGACGACUUCUGUGCCAAUUACCCGUUGGUCAUGUAACCCAAUCUCAACGAAGGUUUCCAUGGGGAAGCACGCUGUAGAAACAACAUUGCAUAAAUUGAUCUUUUGUAUA